ACGCCACCGUUUUGUCUUCGGUUGCGUAAUUAAAGCAAAAAGAUUAAAGCUUUGAUAACAAAUUGGCCCCCACAGAAAGAGUGAGAACUGAGAAGAAGGCAAAGGAGUCCACCGGUCCCUGGAUCUCGAUCUCCGGCCAUGGAAUCGGAGCCAUUCGAGAGAGAAAAGCACGUGACUUUUCUGGAGAUGAUGUACCGGCUCCUCCCACACCAGUACCAGACCCAAGAGAUCAACCGCCUCACUCUCGCCUACUUCGUCGUCUCCGGCCUCGACCUCCUCCGCGCUCUCCACCGCAUUGACAAGGACGCAGUUGCCGAUUGGGUUCUGUCACUCCAAGCUCGCCCGAGUGACAGCGACCAAGUCAACAAUGGGCAAUUCUAUGGGUUUUAUGGUUCCAGAAGUUCUCAGUUUUCUCCUCAAGAUGAUAAUAAUGGGGCUUCGAGUUCCGGUAUCAGUAACUUGGCAAGCACGUAUUGUGCUUUGGCCAUACUGAAAAUUAUCGGCUAUGACUUGUCUAGUAUCGACUCUGAGUCGUUAUUGAAGUCGAUGAGGAACCUUCAACAGCCUGAUGGGAGUUUUAUGCCUAUACAUACAGGGGCGGAGACUGAUCUUCGAUUCGUUUAUUGUGCUGCUGCGAUUUGUCAUAUGUUGGGAAAUUGGAGUGGCAUGGACAAGGAGAGAGCCAAGGAGUACAUAAUAAAUUGCCAGUCAUAUGAUGGUGGAUUUGGGUUGACUCCUGGUGCAGAAUCUCAUGGUGGUGCAAUUUAUUGUGGUAUUACAUCUCUCCGGUUGAUGGGAUUCCUUGAAGAGGAUGUACUUUCCAAAAAUGUGUCAUCCUCCAUAGUAAAUGUGCCUCUGCUGCUGGUUUGGUGCCUACAGAGGCAGGCAGCUGAUGGUGGAUUCCAGGGUAGACCGAACAAGCCUAGUGACACAUGUUAUGCAUUUUGGAUUGUAUCAGUUUUGAAGAUUUUAGGGGGGCACAAAUUGAUUGACCAGAAAGCUUUACGUGGAUUCUUAAUAACUUUAUGGUGGUUUCAGCAAAUUUCCAGGGGACCUGCCAGAUCUGUAUCACUCUUAUUAUGGGUUUACAGCAUUCAGCCUUCUGGAAGAACCUGGCCUCAAUCCACUCUGUGUUGAGCUAGGAAUGACGGAUCUUGCUGCCAUAGGAAUCUAACUUAUUCUUCAUAUUCGUUGCCUUGGAGUUGCAACUAAGUUUACGUGUGUUUCCACAUAUUCAAUUGUGUUCUCAGUAAUUAACAAGAAUUUUUAUUUUCAUUCAUGUAUACAGUGAUUAUAAAGUACAAAUCCUUAGUUACAAGUUGUAACUGAAAAAUAUAUAUUUUUUUUUCUGGAAGGACGGUAAGUGUGAGUUAUAUAAAAGAAUUACCGCCUCUCCAUGGAUUGCAA
Molecule: messenger RNA, 1407 nt
Organism: Rosa rugosa (rugosa rose)
Lineage: Eukaryota; Viridiplantae; Streptophyta; Magnoliopsida; Rosales; Rosaceae
Product: geranylgeranyl transferase type-1 subunit beta
Exons: 11
Coding region: 139-1137 (332 amino acids)
Biological process (GO): protein geranylgeranylation
Cellular component (GO): CAAX-protein geranylgeranyltransferase complex
Molecular function (GO): CAAX-protein geranylgeranyltransferase activity
Source: RefSeq, a predicted model, not a curated record